AAAUACCCGGAAAUGACGCAGUGUUGUUGUUAGUCCAGGAAGAGCAUACGACGUACCGCUGAACUGCGUCAACAGUCACUUUUUAUGGUACAUAACAAUUGUGGUCGUCGUUCAGCAUGGCAAGUGGCCAUUGUUGACUGACUGAUGGCGCUGAUCGCGGACGGGCCUUUAGUAGACAACACCAUGGACACAUCAAACUUUGCCCACGUCAUCUUCCAGAAUGUAGGCAAGAGCUACCUGCCUCAUGCUGCACUGGAGUGUCACUAUACCCUCACACAGUUCAUCAAGCCACACCCAAAGGACUGGGUUGGCAUCUUUAAGGUCGGCUGGAGCACAGCGAGGGACUAUUAUACGUUCUUGUGGUCCCCCCUUCCUGAGAACUACGUCGACGGCACCGCAGUCAACAGAACAGUGGUCUUUCAGGGAUACUAUGUGCCCAAUGACGACGGUGAGUUCUAUCAGUUCUGUUAUGUGACCCACAAAGGGGAGAUUCGUGGAGCCAGCACACCGUUCCUAUUCCGGGCCAAUAGCCCCUCUGAGGAGGAGCUGCUCACUGUGGAGGAUGACUGCAACUCUGACAUCCUGGUGGUCACCACCAAGGCGGGCUUUCUUGAGCAAAAGGUGGAGGAAGCCCAGCGAGUGAAAGAUGAGCUGGUGAAAAAGGUGGCCCUGCUGCAGCAGGAGAUGGAGCAGCUGGAAUCGUCCAAGGAGAGCAUCCAGAAGGCGUGCGAACAGGAGGAAGAGAACUGCGCCCAGCUGAAAAGACAGAAUCAAGAGUUGCAGAAUUCUUCCAAGGUCCUGCAAGAGGAGAAGGAGGAAGUCAAGAGGAGGCUGGAAGAGGCCACGUCCAGAGUGUUACAGCUGGAGGAAGACCUUAUUGGAGUCACCCAGAGAGGCCUACAAAAGGAAACCGAGCUGGACUUCCUGAAGGACAGAAUGAAGAAACUCACAGCAGAGAAAGAAACACUUGAGUCUCAACUCAACAACGAGAAAGAUGAGAAGGAACUCUACAAGAUUCACCUGAAAAACCGUGAGCUGGAGAACACUAAGCUUAGUGCCGAGCUGCAGAUGAUGAAGUCGGUGGACGUUAACAAAGACAACGCGAUUGCUCAGUUUAAAGAGGAGGUGGGACGCCUGCAGAUUUGCCUUACUGAGAAGGAGAAACAGUACACAGAGGUCUUGGCCAAAGUUUCCCACUUGGGAGAUUUAAAGGCCUUGAAAGAGCAGCUACGUCAGAAAGAGGAGCAGCUCCAGGCCAACCAGCAGCAGUCGACCAUGCUGGCCGCCGAGUUGAGGGAUGCGUCGAGCGCCCGCGACCGCACCAUGUCUGAACUGUAUCACAUGAAGCUGGAGGCCGACGCCCUGCGGCAGGCCAAAGCCGAGGGUCGGGCUCACUGUGGCCGCCUGGAGAGCCUGGUGGAGCAGAUGAAGGCAGAUGCCAAGCUGCAGGCUCAGGCCAAAGCAGAGGAAGUCUGUACAGACGUGACUGUUGUAGCAGAGCUGCAGAGAGAGGUGGAGGACCUGAAGCUGCGUCUGCACAUGGCCGCUGAGCACUACAAGGAGAAAUACAAGGAAUGUACUCGGCUGCAAAAACACCUGCUCAAACUGUCUGAACAGCAAGGGGAGCUGAAGAGAAACUUGGCACAAGAGCUGACAACAGUGCCUGCAUCAGUGAGUCCAGACAUAUCUGUUCCAGCCUUCAUGGUCCUCUCAGGGAGUCCUCGUUCUGCAGAUCCCAUGCUGGAGGCCAUCAGCAGAGAGGCUCCUGACAGGCAUUUGAAAUACAGGAAAUACAAGCAGUUGUUGAUGGAGGAGAAGGAGCGCAGUGACAUGAUGCAUGAUGAGCUUGCCAAGAUGGGGGUGAAAGUGAAAGAGCAGCAGCAGAUCAGCGAGAAUCUGAAGCAGCAGCUGGAGGAAGACCGCGGCAUGGAGCUCCAGAAGAGCAGCAAGAAAGCAGAGCAGGCGGCCAGCGGGAAAAGCGGUGCAGAGAAUGUUCAGUCCAGCGUGCCUUUAUUCCUGCAGUACCCUGUGCCGUACGCCCAGGAUGCCCCCAACCCUCUCUUGGUCUCUCAGAGUCCCACCAAGCUGCACUUUGGGAACCCAUACUCCUCAGUCUCGGACUCAAAAGACGACGCCGAUGACGAGGUAUUGGACGAGCAGCUGCUUUGCCUCCCCCCUGUGGGGCCGCCCUCCUGGGACAGCAACGUGGUGUGCAUCCAACCCACCCGCCACCACCCGCCCGACGCCCGCGAGGAGUCGGACGAUAAGCCCAACAACAACAACAACAACGUUAAUAUCAACGAGAAGCCCACCGCAACGGAACCCCCCGUCCCAUUGGCGACCUAUGGACAAACCCCUUUUUGCUUUGAUCCCAGCAUGGACAUGAAGCGCUGCCCGCUGUGUGAGCUCAUCUUCCCACCCAACUACGACCAGUCCAAGUUCGAGGAGCACGUGGAGAGCCACUGGAAGAUCUGCCCCUUGUGCAGCGAGCAGUUCCCGCUGGACUGCGACCAGAAGGCGUUCGAGAACCACGUGCUCACCCACUUCGACGCGCACCAACUCGACUUCGACUAGUUGCCCGCCCGGCCCGACGCUCUCGCUUCGUGCAUGUGACGCUGAUGUGAACAUCCAUCCUGUACCGCUUUCUUUCAUUAACAGAAGCUUGUCAGUAAAUCAAAAUCCUUAUUUUAGUUUUCAACCGGAUCUUCUUUCUUGGCGGGGAAAUUACCAUUUGCAAUUUACAGUUAAUCUUGAAAACCAAAUGUUUAACCUCACACUGUUGAAGAUAUCUAAAACAGAGGUUAGGGAACCUGCGAGAGUAUUUGGAGCGCUUACAAAAAGCCACACGUACUCACAACGUAAUAUAACAACCGAAACAGGUUCCCCACCCCUGCUUUAAAGAAAGCCGUAUAUAUUCCAUGACUACGUGGAAAGACAUUAUAAAGAAUGUUGUCAGAUUUAUUUUAGAAUAAGUAAGCCAAUGAUAUUGUGACAGCCUUGGUACUGUGUGUACAACUCUGGGUUUUUUUCGAUCAGCUUCUGACUAUUUAGUUGGUGAGUCGUUGCAUGUUGUUCAGCUCCUCUGUUUUACUGCUAUUAUUUUCCCCUCAUAUACUUGUUUUAUCUGUUAACAGAAUUAAUAAAGAUCCUUUGAAACAUCA
Messenger RNA from Phycodurus eques (leafy seadragon), 3161 nucleotides. It is a transcript of the gene tax1bp1b, whose product is annotated as Tax1 (human T-cell leukemia virus type I) binding protein 1b. The transcript has 17 exons. The coding region runs from base 145 to 2574 and encodes 809 amino acids. The record is from RefSeq and is a predicted model, not a curated record. NCBI's taxonomy places the organism in Eukaryota, Metazoa, Chordata, Actinopteri, Syngnathiformes, Syngnathidae.